This is a messenger RNA of Anolis sagrei ordinatus, 3054 nucleotides long. It is a transcript of the gene GIPC1, whose product is annotated as GIPC PDZ domain containing family member 1. Lineage: Eukaryota; Metazoa; Chordata; Lepidosauria; Squamata; Anolidae. Gene Ontology annotation, molecular function: protein binding. The record is from RefSeq and is a predicted model, not a curated record.
AUGGGUCUUGUGUGUUGUUUCCCCUCUAGGUCCCUAUCCUGGGAGACUGACCUUCACUGCUGACUGGCCACAUCUCACUCAUGCCGCUUGGACUAGGCCGACGGAAGAAGGCCCCACCACUGGUGGAGAAUGAGGAAGCUGAGCCCCUCCGCGGUGGUCUGGGUGGGGUGGGGUUAGGCAGCGUUGGUGGCGUGGCAACACUUCAGCCUGGUCUUCCCCCUCCACCAGCAAGCCUCCGUCCUCGCCUGGUUUUCCACACCCAACUGGCCCAUGGAAGUCCUACAGGCCGGAUUGAGGGCUUUACAAAUGUCAAAGAACUGUACAGUAAAAUUGCUGAGGCCUUUAAAGUCUCACCAGCUGAGGUGAUGUUCUGCACCUUAAAUACUCACAAAGUGGACAUGGACAAGCUGUUGGGUGGCCAGAUUGGCCUGGAAGAUUUUAUCUUUGCCCACACAAAGGGCCAGAGAAAGGAGGUUGAAGUCUUCAAGUCUGAGGAAGCACUGGGCCUAACCAUCACGGACAAUGGUGCUGGCUAUGCUUUCAUCAAGAGAAUCAAGGAAGGGAGUGUUAUUGACCGCAUCCAAGUCAUCAAUGUGGGGGACAUGAUAGAGUCCAUCAAUGGCCAGAGUCUAAUCGGUUGCCGGCAUUAUGAAGUCGCCAAAAUGCUCAAGGAUCUGCCCAAAGGCCGCACUUUUACAUUGAAACUCACUGAGCCCCGCAAAGCUUUCGAUAUGAUCAGUCAGCGGUCUACAGCAGGCAAACACAAUGCAGGUGCUCAGCUUGGCACAGGGAGAGGAACGCUGCGACUUCGGGCCAAAGGACCAGCCACUGUGGAGGAACAGCCAUCUGCCUUCGAGGAAAAGGCCAUUGAGAAGGUCGAUGACCUUUUGGAGAGCUAUAUGGGCAUCCGUGACACAGAACUAGCUGCUACCAUGGUGGAGCUGGGCAAGGACAAGCGGAAUCCUGAUGAGUUUGCUGAGGCACUGGAUGAGCAACUGGGCGACUUUGCUUUCCCUGAUGAGUUUGUCUUUGAUGUCUGGGGAGCCAUUGGGGAUGCCAAGGUUGGGCGCUACUAGGACUCUGCGCUCUGCUGGACCCUGCGGGCAGGACCAUUGAGCAGGCCACUGGUGGGCCUGGCACACCACUCUUCCCUCCUCUUGAUGCAAGACCUCCUGCCUUUUCUCCAUAGGGGCUGGAGAAUAAGAGCAAUAAAUAACCCACAUCAGUUAUUACUAUAUAAUAUGAACUGGGACUGGAAUCUGCUGCUGUUUCCUGACACCUUGCCAUCCCUGAAGGGGGUGCAGGCUCCUUCAGCCCUGAGUACAGUCAGCUGAAUGUCUAUGUUGUCAGUUUCCUUAUCAGCACAGCUCUCAUGGUUCCCAGAGAUGGACUGCUAAACCCAAUUCUCAAUUUAUAUUGAAUUAGUGUGUAAUGUGGAUUUCUAAUCCUGAUAAAAAAUAUUCUGUGGAAUCUCAAAUCAUCCCAUGGGAGAUAUAGAUGGGGAAGGAGUUGGCUUGACUUCUGGCACACUGAAUAAGUGGGGCAGGUGGGCUCAACAAACAUGCUAGUCUUGCAUAUCAAUUCUUGAGAGAACUGAGUCCUAAGUGAGUACACUCCAUGGCUUUUCUUCCUGCAUAAGCAUCCUCUGCUAGCCCUCUAGUUCGUUUUGGUACGUGAUAUGUAUUAGAAAAUUUGUUCUCUCACUUUGGACUUAAUUCUCUAGUCAGGAUGAUUCUCCCUGUCUUCCCUUCUUCCUCAGUUUGCCUUUAGGAAGUGUCUUCAUUCUGCCUUUAGGGAGCAUCUCACUUAUUUCAUCUCCCUUUGACCCUUACAGCUUUCUUAGGCUUUGGACAUCAGAUAUCAUGAUUCUUUUCAAAAACUAGCAGUCAUUAAAAAAAAACACCUGAGGGUAAAAAUAUGCUUUUCUCUUUCCCAUAAAAGUGCUCCCCUCUUUUAUGUAUAAGAGCUGUGCAACUAAAUGUGAGAGUUUCCACUUGAAUUAUAGCUAUUGGACCCACUCUGUAACUGGCAGAGUUUGUGAGUACUUCAUCAUUUCCCUGUUCUGUCAUCAGCCACUGAACUGGGAUCAAUUUUGAUUAUUAUUCGCCAGUGUCCUUUGACCUGGAUAGGGCUGCAUGCCACAACACAGCCAACAGUUACACAUGGCAGGUUUGAACCAAGGCUUUGCACCCAGGCACAGCUGUUUUCCCUCAGUCUAGCUGUGUCUGGUUUUUCCUGCCAUCUAAAUGGUAUCCAACUCUUUCACUCUCCCAGACCCAGGCAUGGUUUCCAGUUACUACCCCCUCAACUGAAUUUAGGGGUUUCUAGCCUCAGGCAACUCAUGCUGUGUGGUGGUGCAAAGGCUGCUCCAUAUGAAUCUCAGGGGAUGAUCCAGAGCUCACCCUCUUAAACCAGUGGCAUUUCCCCCUCUGUAGCUUGUCCUUUCCCGAAUGGGUUUUAGGGAGUUGUUCUUCUCAAAGUGUUUUGCAUCAGGAUUUGGAGGCAUUUCCCAAGAGCAGAAGCAGCAGCAGCAGCAGCAGCAGGGAGGUUCUCUUACUGUCUAAAGUUGGGCUUGGUGUCCUUGUCAAUGCCUGUGUUAACUAAUCUGUCCCUAUUGUCAUACUGACCUACCUCCCAGUUAAUGUCUGUAAAUCUCUGUCUGUUAAAUUAUUUAUAUCCUCUCACUGACUGACCUGCACACACACUCCCAGACACUGAGCCUCUACCCUGGGCUGUGUCCCAGUACUGUAGUUCAGGCAGCAGCUGCUUACCCCUGGGAGCGGAGGGGGUCCAUUCACUCUUUCACUUUACAACUGUAGUUCACCUACUGUAUCUCUAAGACACUAAUCUAAGAGAGGAUGUGGAGCCUCGUUGCCCUCUGCAACCCAUGUUGCAAACCUCAGAAAGGGCCAGACUUUUGCCAAGCCUUGGCCACUUUCCUUCGUUUUGGCCCCGGAAGCCUUUGGGUAGGUUGGGUACCAUGUCCUCCUUGGGGAAUAUUUUUGUAUUCGACAUGUAAAGCAUCUUCAAGAUAAAAUAUAUUGACACUACUAA